GCGAAUCAAACGGAGACACACAACAGAGAGAGAGACUUUUCUCUCUUCAUUCUUUUUUUUGUUUUCUACAUUUUUUGUUCUCUCGAGUCUCUGCCAUGGCGAUGGCAAAACGGGUAAUUUCGGUCACUCUCUUGGCCAUCAUGGUAAUAACCUCUCGGGCACGAAGUCAACGAGGCGAAGAAGCGGCGGAGGCGGACAGGAUUACGUCACUUCCCGGGCAACCCGACGUCACGUUCGAGCAAUACUCCGGCUACGUCACUGUCGACGUAGUCGCCGGAAGAGCUCUCUUCUAUUGGCUUACCGAAGCUUCUCUUCUUCCUUCCUCCAAACCUCUUGUCGUUUGGCUCAACGGAGGACCGGGAUGUUCAUCGGUGGCGUACGGGGCAUCAGAAGAGAUCGGACCAUUCAGGAUAAACAGGACAGGAAAUGGACUGUACAUGAACAAGUUCGCGUGGAACUCACUCGCCAAUCUCUUGUUCCUCGAAACUCCCGCCGGUGUCGGGUUUUCUUACAGCAACCGUUCCUCCGAUCUCUUCAAUACCGGCGAUCUCCGUACCGCUAAAGAUUCGCUCCAGUUUCUCAUUCAAUGGCUGAAUCGUUUCCCGCGGUAUAAAAGCCGUGAAAUCUACAUUACCGGCGAGAGCUACGCCGGCCAUUACGUUCCUCAACUCGCACGUGAAAUCUUGAUCUACAACAAACGAUCCAAGAACCCCAUUAAUCUCAAAGGAAUCAUGGUCGGGAACGCUGUGACGGACAACUACUACGACAACCUAGGAACGGUGAAUUACUGGUGGAGCCAUGCAAUGAUAUCCGACCGGACGUACCAUCAGUUGAUGAGCACGUGCGACUUUAGCCGUCAGAAAGAGGCCAACGAGUGUGAAACGCUCUAUUCUUACGCAAUGGAGCAAGAGUUUGGCAACAUCGAUCAGUACAAUAUCUACGCUCCGCCCUGCAAUAAGUCUGACGACGGAAGCCCCUCCGGCCAUGGCCGCCGCAGCAUGCGUCUCCCCCACCUUCCCCACUCUGUAAUGAAGAAGCUUGCAGGGUAUGAUCCGUGUACGGAGAGAUACGCCGAGAUAUAUUACAACAGGCCUGACGUUCAGAGAGCUCUUCAUGCUAACAUAACCAAGAUCCCAUAUAAAUGGACCGCCUGCAGGGAAGGGCUGAACCGGAAUUGGAACGACACCGACACGUCGGUUCUGCCGGUAUACCGGGAAUUGAUAACCGCCGGUCUGAGAAUUUGGGUUUUCAGUGGAGAUGUGGAUUCAGUGGUGCCAGUGACGGCAACGAGGUAUUCGCUUGCAAGGUUGAAGCUGAACACCAAGAUCCCUUGGUACCCUUGGUACGUCAAGGACCAGGUGGGAGGGUGGACGGAAGUGUACGAGGGUUUAACGUUUGCGACGGUGAGAGGGGCUGGUCAUGAGGUGCCGUUGUUCAAGCCAAGGCCUGCCCUUCAGCUUUUCAAGUUUUUCUUGAGAGGCGUCCCUCUUCCUAAGGCUUGAAGAUGAUGGAUGGGGUUGAUAUUGACAAAAACAAAACUUUGAGGUUAAUAAUAGGAAUUUGUGUAAAAUUGGGGGCCCUAGGAAGGAAUUCAAAUACGGAAGCGGGGGAAUGUGUAAUUUUCCUUUUGAUCGAUCAAUGUAAAAGAAAAAUCAAAACAAAAUCGUUAAAAACGUGUUACGAGUAAAAAUCAACGUGUUAUCUUUUCA
This is a messenger RNA of Tarenaya hassleriana, 1709 nucleotides long. RefSeq names its product serine carboxypeptidase-like 25. Gene Ontology annotation, biological process: proteolysis. The record is from RefSeq and is a predicted model, not a curated record. The coding region runs from base 96 to 1502 and encodes 468 amino acids. The transcript is spliced from 8 exons. Gene Ontology annotation, cellular component: vacuole. Gene Ontology annotation, molecular function: serine-type carboxypeptidase activity. Lineage: Eukaryota; Viridiplantae; Streptophyta; Magnoliopsida; Brassicales; Cleomaceae.